Molecule: messenger RNA, 1323 nt
Organism: Penicillium manginii
Lineage: Eukaryota; Fungi; Ascomycota; Eurotiomycetes; Eurotiales; Aspergillaceae
Product: homocitrate synthase
Exons: 4
Coding region: 1-1323 (440 amino acids)
Cellular component (GO): mitochondrion
Molecular function (GO): homocitrate synthase activity
Source: RefSeq, a predicted model, not a curated record
AUGUCAAACGCCAGUGACAACAGCACAGCCUCGAGCCUCAGCCCUGCGAGCCGUAACCCCUACGGCCACGGCAAUGGGGUUAGCGAUUUUCUGAGUAAUGUCUCGCGUUUCAAGAUCAUCGAGAGUACGCUGCGCGAGGGCGAGCAGUUUGCCAAUGCUUUCUUCGACACGGAGAAGAAGAUUGAGAUUGCCAGGGCACUAGAUGAUUUCGGGGUCGAUUAUAUUGAACUCACAAACCCCUGUGCCUCGGAGCAGUCGAGGCUUGACUGCGAGGCUAUCUGCAAGUUGGAUCUUAAGGCCAAGAUUUUGACCCAUAUUCGGUGCCAUAUGGACGAUGCACGUAUUGCCGUGGCCACGGGCGUCGAUGGCGUCGACGUGAUGAUCGGAACUUCGUCUCUCAUGCGCCAGCAUUCCCAUGGCAAGGACAUUGAAUACAUCAAGAAGACCGCCAUUGAAGUAAUUAACUUCGUCAAGUCGCAAGGGAUCGAAGUCCGCUUCUCAACAGAGGACUCCUUCCGCUCAGAUUUGGUAGAUCUCCUCUCAAUCUACUCUGCCGUCGACGAAGUUGGCGUGGACCGAGUCGGCGUUGCCGACACAAUUGGCUGUGCAUCCCCACGACAGGUAUAUGAGCUUAUUCGCGUCCUCCGCGGCGUAGUUAGUUGCGAUAUCGAGACCCAUUUCCACGACGAUGCUGGAUGCGCAAUUGCAAAUGCGUAUUGUGCCCUGGAAGCUGGUGCAACGCACAUCGACACUUCAGUGCUGGGGAUCGGUGAGAGGAAUGGUAUUACUCCGCUCGGAGGCCUGAUGGCCCGGAUGGUUGCCACGCAUCCGGAAUAUGUGAAGUCUAAGUACCGGCUGAAUAAGAUCAAGGAUCUGGAGGAUCUUGUUGCUGAGGCUGUGGAAAUUAAUAUCCCGUUCAACAACUAUAUCACGGGCUUCUGCGCGUUCACUCAUAAGGCCGGUAUUCAUGCUAAGGCCAUCCUCAAUGACCCCAGUACCUACGAAAUCAUCAACCCCGUGGAUUUUGGCAUGACCCGCUACGUGCAUUUUGCGUCACGGUUGACUGGAUGGAACGCUAUUCGAUCCAGGGCGCAGCAGUUGAACAUCAAGAUGACCGACAAGCAAUACAAAGAGUGCACGGUUAAAAUCAAGGCUUUGGCCGAUAUCCGCCCGAUUGCGAUCGAUGAUGCCGAUAGUAUCAUCCGGGCAUACUAUCGAAAUAUUCAGUCGGGCGAGGACAGUCCGUUGAUGGAUCUCACUGCAGACGAAGCAGCGCAAUUUGUGGCGAAGGAAAAGGAGCUCGGAGACGUCGUAAGUGCCUAA